Messenger RNA from Tarenaya hassleriana, 1569 nucleotides. RefSeq lists its product as uncharacterized. The transcript has 7 exons. NCBI's taxonomy places the organism in Eukaryota, Viridiplantae, Streptophyta, Magnoliopsida, Brassicales, Cleomaceae. The record is from RefSeq and is a predicted model, not a curated record. The coding region runs from base 218 to 1456 and encodes 412 amino acids.
AAGCCAUUUUAUGUAUGGUGGAUGUAAACCAAACAUCAUGAAUGGAUAUGUCUACGCCAUGCCGUACCUCUGACCUUGAAAAUCACGGUGGUUGUCUUGUUUCCUUCCCGAAGCUUGUAGUUGUGCCUUCCGAUUCAUCUCUUUAGACUCCGAUCGAAUUCUCUGUUAGCGAGGAAAAGAAAACAAUUGAGAAUUUUGGCGGAUUUGAGAGAAGGCGAUGUGGGGAUUUGGAGGAAAGUACUACUGGAGGAGGAGGAGGAAUGUCGAUGAUGGAGGGUGCGAAGGGGUCGUGGUGGUGUUUGCAUGGAUGUCGAGCGAAGAACGCAAUCUCAAUAGCUACGUCGAUCUCUAUUCUUCGAUUGGAUGGGACUCGCUCGUUUGCCAUUCUCAAUUUCUCAACAUGUUUUUUCCGGACAAAGCUGCAGUUUUAGCUUCUGAUAUUGUGUCUGAACUUGUGACGGAGCUAAAAGCAAGGCCAGUUCCCGUUGUGUUCGCAUCCUUCUCGGGCGGUCCAAACGCGUGUAUGUAUAAGGUCCUCCAAAUACUUGACAGAACAUGUGAAACCGCACUAAACUCGGAUGAUUGCCGACUGGUUAGGGACUGCAUCUCGGGAUUUAUCUAUGACUCGAGCCCCGUGGAUUUCACUAGCGACUUGGGAGCUCGGUUUGCAGUUCAUCCUACCGUUCUCAAAAUGUCUCGUCCUCCUAAACCAAUUGUGUGGGCAGCAAAUAGUAUUGCUUCAAGCCUCGAUUUUGUUUUCCUGAACCGGUUUGAAUCGCAACGAGCUGAGUACUGGCAAACCCUUUACUCUACUAUUACAAUGGGAGUUCCAUAUCUCAUUCUGUGCUCCGAAAACGAUGACCUUGCUCCUUAUCGCACUAUACACAAUUUCGUCGCACGUCUCAAAGAGCUCGGGGGAAAUGUGAAACUCGUAAAAUGGAAUGACUCCCCUCAUGUAGGUCAUUAUCGACAUCAUCAGGUCGACUAUAAGGCCUCUGUUUCCGAGCUCCUCUCGAAAGCUGCUUCGAUAUAUUCACGAAAGUCACGGAAUCUUGACGAGGAGACAAAGAUGGGCAUAGAGGAAACGCAUUACGGCGGGACAUCAGAACCAAUUCAAAGCCUGAGGAAAGCAACUUCAGGUCUCCACUCGAGCUUCAAUGGAACUCCUCUGAUCACAACCGACCAUUUUAUCGUCCCGAGCUCGGUAGGUUACUACGUGGGCCAAGAUGGCGGCGGCAGUUCUGUGCACGAUGUACACAAGGAAGGUUUGAUUCGUUUUCCGAGCCCACGAACCGACAUUCUCAAUCCUCAUGGAGUUCUUGGUCGGAUCCUUUUCGAUGUUGAUAUUCCCAAGAAUGUCGAGGAAUGGGAUUUGAAGUCAUCGGAUUCCGGCCACCCGAGGCGGAGGCCGGCGACAUUUAAUCCGAUGAGGUGUAUGCGUAGAUCAAGACUGUAACGUUUGAAUCCUCCAUCCCUAAGAUCAUUCUUCAUUUUGAAUUUUUGAGUGUUGUGUUUUUUCUCUGUUAAUAAAGUGUUAUUGCAAAGGAAGCCCCAAAACAUUGCUAGACA